AACGUCAAAAAUUAAUAUCAUCCAGCAUUGUUUACAUCACGUAUAUUUUUACGCUUACAUCGCGUAUGGAUUUGUUUCUUAAAUUCUGGAAAUUUUGAGCAUUUAUUAUUAAAUUGUAUACAGAAAGAUCGGUUCCCAAAUUACAUAUAUUGAGCACCGGCAAUGGUUGGACGAACCACUCUCGUGGCGCUGUUUAUUGGUGCACUAAAUCUCACAUAUGCAGCGACGACUCAUAAGCACGGUCACAAUACGGUCAGCACCGGAUCCAAAGAACGACUAGAAGAUGGAAGUUUUGCCCCCCGGGAUGCGCAUCAUAUAGACGGCGACGAACACCACUCGGAAUUCGACCAUGAGGCAAUUUUGGGAAGCGUCAAAGAGGCAGAAGAAUUUGAUACUUUAUCCCCGGAGGAAUCGAAACGGAGACUAGCUCAACUGGUUAUCAAAAUGGAUUUGAAUUCGGAUGGCUUCGUUGACCGGCACGAGCUAAAAGCAUGGAUACUGCGCUCGUUUAAGAGUCUGCUGGAGGAGGAAUCUGCCGAUCGGUUCGAAGAUGUGGAUCAGAACGCCGACGAUGUUAUAACGUGGCAGGAGUACUAUGCCGAUACAUACGGUAUGGAUAGUGAAGAUGAGGAGACAGACAAACCAGUCAUAAUGGACGCAAGUAAAGAAGAGGAGAAGAAACUGAUUACCGACGAUAAAGAGAUGUUUGAAGCUGCGGAUAGCAAUCACGACGGGAGGCUGGAUCCAAGCGAGUUUGUGCUGUUCAUGUCACCGGAAGAGUUUCCGCAAAUGUUUUCUGUCGUACUGAAGCAAACAUUGCGCAACAAAGAUACCAAUCUCGACGGGAAGAUUGACUUUCAGGAGUAUGCUGCGGAGCACUCGCGCGGUCACGAUAAGGAGUGGCUGAUCACGGAAAAGGAUCGUUUUGAUAACGAUUUCGACAAGGAUGGUGAUGGAUACUUGAAUGGGAACGAAAUUCUCUCCUGGAUUCUACCCAGUAACGAGGAAGUCGCUGAGGAUGAGGUGGCACACCUUUUUGCAUCUUCCGACGAAGAUCACGAUGAUCGCCUUUCAUAUGAAGAAAUCAUUGAUAAGUACGACGUUUUUGUUGGCAGUGAAGCUACCGACUACGGCGAUCACUUGCAGAAUAUUCACCACUUUGACGAUGAACUGUAAGCUGAGAAUAACUUCUUGAUGUCUUCGAGUUUCGGAUGUUGAGCUAAUCUUUUAUCAAUAUCAUAUUCAGUCUAAUUAUUUAAUGAAGUCUAGAAAUCCCACACUAAUUUAUUUACGAAGUCAACCAAAAUUGAAUUGCCAUAUUUAUAGGAAUAUAUGCUUAAAAGUCAUAGCACAAAAUCGUCAAAUUUUAACAUAAGACACAUCAAUUCCCUAUAAUCUAUUUUAUUAAUUUAUUGUAUUAUUGGUCGUUAUCGUGACAUGUUGCUAACCAUAUUGCAUUUAUAAAAUUUGUAUUAAUUUUA
Messenger RNA from Topomyia yanbarensis, 1481 nucleotides. RefSeq names its product reticulocalbin-2. The transcript is spliced from 3 exons. The record is from RefSeq and is a predicted model, not a curated record. Gene Ontology annotation, cellular component: endoplasmic reticulum. The coding region runs from base 163 to 1176 and encodes 337 amino acids. NCBI's taxonomy places the organism in Eukaryota, Metazoa, Arthropoda, Insecta, Diptera, Culicidae. Gene Ontology annotation, molecular function: calcium ion binding.